This is a messenger RNA of Photinus pyralis (common eastern firefly), 1160 nucleotides long. RefSeq names its product succinate--CoA ligase [ADP/GDP-forming] subunit alpha, mitochondrial-like. Gene Ontology annotation, biological process: tricarboxylic acid cycle. Gene Ontology annotation, molecular function: succinate-CoA ligase (GDP-forming) activity; succinate-CoA ligase (ADP-forming) activity. The transcript has a single exon. Bases 57 to 1091 code for a protein of 344 amino acids. The record is from RefSeq and is a predicted model, not a curated record. Gene Ontology annotation, cellular component: succinate-CoA ligase complex (ADP-forming); mitochondrion. Lineage: Eukaryota; Metazoa; Arthropoda; Insecta; Coleoptera; Lampyridae.
UUUGAUUGUUUAGUCGUCUCUGUCACUUUCGAAAUUAUACCCGAAUUUUGUACAUCAUGUUUUUAAAAGCCUCUCUCUUUAGAUGGACUAAAAUUGUAGUUUGUCGUGUACGUUUUAGUAAUGAAGUGUGUGGAUGUCCACCGCCUCCGUGCGGAGGAAAAGGAGAAGCCGACAUUUACGCCAGCACACGCAAGAAUUUAGUUUUGACAAAGCAGAGCGCGGUCAUGUUUCAGGGCUUCACCGGCAAGCAGGGUACGUUUCAUAGCAAGCUGUCGUUGGAAUACGGAACAAAAGUGGUAGGCGGAGUGUCUCCUGGAAAAGGAGGCAAGAAGAAUCUUGACCUGCCGGUAUUUAAUACCGUAGCCGAAGCUGCGAAGGCUCUUAAACCUCACGCGACCUGCAUUUUCGUUCCACCUCCAAAAGCGGCUGCGGCCAUUAUGGAGGCGAUGGACGCAGAGAUACCCUUAAUUGUGUGUAUCACGGAGGGAAUACCUCAGCACGACAUGGUUAAAGUGAAAUAUCGUCUAAUACGACAGGGUAAAUCGAGAUUGGUGGGUCCCAACUGUCCCGGAAUAAUCGCGCCUGAACAAUGCCGUAUCGGGAUUAUGCCCGGUAAGAUCCACAAAAAGGGAAUUGUUGGGAUUGUAUCCAGAUCGGGAACACUAACUUAUGAAGCUGUCAACCAAACCACACAAACGAAGUUGGGACAGACGCUCUGCGUUGGAAUCGGCGGGGACCCCUUCAAUGGGACCGAUUUCAUCGACUGCCUGGACGUCUUCUUAAAAGACAAAAAUACCAAAGGUAUAAUGUUGAUAGGUGAAAUCGGCGGUGUCGCUGAAGAGCAGGCGGCGGAUUAUUUAAAGCAGCACAACACUGGUCGAGAUUCCAAGCCCGUGGUCAGUUUCAUCGCUGGACAAUCGGCCCCUCCCGGUCGUCGAAUGGGCCAUGCGGGUGCCAUUAUAUCUGGUGGUAAAGGCAAGGCUAGCGAUAAAGUUGCGGCACUGGAGUCGGCUGGCGUAAUUGUAUCUCCAUCGCCAGCGGCGAUGGGGGAUAUGCUGCUGAAGGAGAUGAAGCGGAGGUAUCUAAUUUGAUGAAAUCGUCGAAUUGUGUCGAAAUCCGUCUGUAUUUUUAUGCAAAUAUACAUUAUCUAUAUAAAUGGG